UUUUGUGUAAACAUAAGCGUCUGCUGAAUAUACUGUGUAUGUAUUAAUACUGUUGAAUAGCUGACCAGGAUGUUUUGGCCUGUGAUCAUAGGAAUAUCUUGCAUCAAAACGCUCUUGAUAUUUGCAUAUCGGUCAACUGAUUUUGAAGUCCAUCGAAACUGGCUUGCUAUUACACACAGCUUACCUGUAAGCAAAUGGUACUAUGAUCACACCUCGGAAUGGACUUUGGACUAUCCUCCUUUGUUUGCUUGGUUUGAAUUUAUUUUAGCUAAGAUUGCAUGGUACUUUGAUCCCCUGAUGCUUAAAGUUGAAAACCUUAACUAUGCAUCUGUGGCAACUGUGGUAUUUCAGCGUGUCUCUGUAAUUGCUUCUGAUCUCGUCUACGCAUAUGGAUGUAAAAUAUGCAGUGAGGAGGUUGGAAGAGCAUCGGGUCAAAUAAGUGAUAUUACAUAUCAGUUAUUCAUUAUCUUAUUUGGAAAUGCUGGGCUCUUUUUAGUUGAUCACAUACACUUUCAAUACAAUGGAUUUCUUUUUGGAAUUUUGUUUAUAUCAAUUGCGAGAAUGAUACAGAGGCGGGAAAUCGAGGCGGCUUUCUGGUUUUCAGUUCUCUUAAACUUAAAGCAUAUAUAUUUGUAUAUAGCUCCAGCAUACUUUAUCUAUCUCCUGCGAUCAUACUGCUUAUUCACUGAUUCUGAGGGGAAGAUACAAUGGAACAAGCUUUCAAUUAUCCGCUUACUGAAUCUGGGUGUGACAGUCUUAGCUGUUUUUGGACUUUCUUUUGGGCCUUUUAUUUACAUGGGACAGCUAAAUCAGGUGCUGUCCCGUCUCUUCCCCUUCAAAAGAGGAUUAAGCCAUGCAUAUUGGGCCCCAAAUUUUUGGGCACUUUAUAACUUUGCUGACAAAAGUUUGGAGAUGUUUGGAAGUAAGUUUGGGCUGAUAACAAAAUCUGAGGCUAGCAUGACUGGCGGUUUAGUACAAGAAUUUAAUCAUGCAGUUCUUCCUUCAGUCUCUCCUCUAAUGACUCUUGUUGCCACCGUUUCAGCUAUAAUUCCUGUCCUUGUGCACUUAUGGAAAAAUCCCAAUAGUCCUUGGCAAUUUGUAAGAGGCCUUGUGAUAUGUGGUUUUGGAUCAUUUAUGUUUGGCUGGCACGUUCAUGAGAAAGCAGUUUUAUUAAUAAUACUGCCUUUAGGGUUGUUGUGCAUGCAGCGCAGAGUUGAAGCCCAGAUAUUUGUUCUCACGAGUAUUGUUGGCCAUUUUUCCCUUUUCCCUCUAAUAUUUACUCACCAUGAAACUCCAAUUAAGGUUUUGGUAUUGCUCCUUCAUGCCCUUAUAACUACACACACACUCCAGAGCCAUUGGGACCUGGGAAAAUCAAAUCAUCUCCUACCCCAGAUUCACUUGUGCAGUGGACCAGAAACAUUUUAUAUAGCUGGUCUCAUACCAUUGUUCAUUUAUUAUGAAUUUGGACAUAGGAUAUUGGGCCUUGCUGAAAGGCUUCCAUUUUUGCCUCUGAUGCUGAUAUCUGUGUAUUGUGCUCUUGGUAUUUUCUAUGCAUGGGCCAGCUAUUAUUGUUUUGUCUUAUCUGCUCCUAAAAAGGGUAAAAAGAAAAUUCACUAAAGUCAUCUGUCUUGAUUUUCAUAAAAUCAUUCCCCAGCUUUGCAGCAUAUAUUUCACAUAUUAGUGUAUGUGUCAAUAAUAUUACAAAGAAAUUUAUUUACUGUAGUUUUCCUAAAUAUAAAUGAAAAUUUUAUAUGGAA
This is a messenger RNA of Macrobrachium nipponense, 1757 nucleotides long. It is a transcript of the gene xit, whose product is annotated as probable dolichyl pyrophosphate Glc1Man9GlcNAc2 alpha-1,3-glucosyltransferase. The transcript has 10 exons. Gene Ontology annotation, cellular component: endoplasmic reticulum membrane. Bases 70 to 1617 code for a protein of 515 amino acids. NCBI's taxonomy places the organism in Eukaryota, Metazoa, Arthropoda, Malacostraca, Decapoda, Palaemonidae. Gene Ontology annotation, biological process: protein N-linked glycosylation. Gene Ontology annotation, molecular function: dolichyl pyrophosphate Glc1Man9GlcNAc2 alpha-1,3-glucosyltransferase activity. The record is from RefSeq and is a predicted model, not a curated record.